Molecule: messenger RNA, 438 nt
Organism: Closterium sp. Naga37s-1
Lineage: Eukaryota; Viridiplantae; Streptophyta; Zygnematophyceae; Desmidiales; Closteriaceae
Source: the annotation of a GenBank genome assembly
AUGCCAGGGCGAACGGUCGGUGAAGGACCGGUGAAAGGAGCAGUCGUUUCACAGACAACAGAGGUGAGGGGGCACUGUACAACUGAAGUCCGGCAUUCUGGUCAGGGACUGGCGCUGGAGGAUAUUGAUGCAAGGAGUCGUUGUGCCAGGCCCCUUCCUCUCCCCUCCUCUCCUUUCCUCUCCCCUUGUCUUCCCCCCCCAGUGACUCGCCAGCAGCAGCAGGAGGAGGGGGAUGAGAUGGCAGCAGGGGGCCUAGAGGCUCUCCCCGACUCGCUCUCCUCCCUCACUGCCCUCCGCCAUCUCGACCUCUCCCACAACCGCCUCUCCUCUCCGCCCCUCCACCUCACGUCCGCCCUUCCACACCUCAAGUCCCUCGUCCUCUCUGGCAACCCCUGUGCUCCAUCCACAGCACCACAUGACCACCCUCUGCAGCACUAA